Rhea pennata is the source of this 4787-nucleotide messenger RNA. RefSeq names its product ZFP91 zinc finger protein, atypical E3 ubiquitin ligase (gene ZFP91). Gene Ontology annotation, cellular component: nucleus. Gene Ontology annotation, molecular function: DNA-binding transcription factor activity, RNA polymerase II-specific; RNA polymerase II transcription regulatory region sequence-specific DNA binding. The record is from RefSeq and is a predicted model, not a curated record. The transcript has 11 exons. Gene Ontology annotation, biological process: regulation of transcription by RNA polymerase II. NCBI's taxonomy places the organism in Eukaryota, Metazoa, Chordata, Aves, Rheiformes, Rheidae. Bases 46 to 1704 code for a protein of 552 amino acids.
GAGCGCGGGGGAGUAGCUGUUGCGGCCCCUCCGCUCGCCGCCCCGAUGCCGGCGGGCACGGAGCAGCCGGGGGGCGCCGAAGAGCAGCCGCCGGCACCGGCCGAGAGACCGCCCUCGGGCCGCCGCCGCCCGCCGCCGCCUGCCGCCGAGCAGGGGGAGGAGUCUGCGGGCAGCCGGGUGCUGCGGGGGGGCCGGGAGCGGAGCCGCGCCGCCGGGGGAGCCGCCGCCGCCGCCGCCUCCCGCCGCCGGAAGGCCGAGUAUCCCCGGCGCCGCCGCAGCCCCGCGACCCGGCCCGCCGCCGAGCAGCCCGCCGCCGAGACGCCGCCCGCUGCCAAGAAGGGCGCCCCUCGGGCUGGGUGCACAGAUAAAGCAGCUGGUAAAGAUCCCAAAGAAGAGAAAGAAGAGGAGGAAGUCUCCAGUGCUCUUAGCCACAGCUCUCCUGUCAGCACGGCCAGGCCCAGCAGAAGCUGGCGCAGUAGCAGAUCAGCGACUGCUGCCCGCCAGCGUGAAACGGAGAAUUCCCGUGCCUCCAGAUCUAAGACUGGUUCUCUGCAGCUCAUCUGCAAGUCUGAACCAAACACGGACCAGCUUGAAUAUGAGAUCACAGAAGAGCAUCAGUCUCCAGCAGGAAUCAGUGAUGAGGAGGAGGAGAUGCUCAUCAGUGAGGAAGAAGUUCCCUUCAAAGAUGACCCAAGAGAUGAAACCUACAAGCCCCACUUAGAAAAGGAAGCUCCAAAGCAAAGAAGAAAAGCUAGCAAGGGGAAGGAGGAAAAAGAGAAACAGAAAGAGAUUAAAGUGGAGGUGAAAGAAGAAAGUGAGUUUCAGGAAGAUGAAGAACCACCAAGGAAGAGAGGAAGAAGGAGAAAGGAUGACAAGAGCCCCAGGCUGCCUAAGAGGAGGAAGAAGCCUCCAAUACAGUAUGUCCGCUGUGAGAUGGAAGGCUGUGGCACAGUCUUGGCUCACCCACGUUAUCUACAGCAUCAUAUAAAGUACCAGCACUUGCUGAAGAAGAAAUAUGUGUGUCCCCAUCCCUCCUGUGGUCGACUUUUCCGGCUCCAGAAGCAGCUCCUGCGGCAUGCCAAACACCACACAGAUCAAAGGGAUUAUAUCUGUGAAUACUGUGCCCGGGCAUUCAAGAGUUCUCAUAACUUGGCAGUGCACCGGAUGAUCCAUACAGGCGAGAAGCCCUUGCAGUGUGAGAUCUGUGGGUUCACCUGCCGGCAGAAGGCUUCCCUGAACUGGCACAUGAAGAAGCAUGAUGCGGACUCCUUCUACCAGUUCUCCUGCAAUAUUUGUGGCAAGAAGUUUGAGAAGAAGGACAGCGUUGUGGCCCACAAAGCCAAAAGCCACCCAGAGGUGCUUAUCGCUGAAGCGCUGGCUGCCAACGCAGGUGCCCUGAUCACCAGCACCGACAUCUUGGGCACUAAUCCUGAGGCCAUUGCGCCACCCACCGAUAGCCAGGGCCUCCCUCUUCUUCCUGACCCCUUGGGAAGCACUGCCCCAGCAGAUUGCCUGCUGCUGAACCCUGACGGGAUGCCGAAGACGUACUGCAGUGGGGCAGAGCGUGUGAGCCUCGUGGCCGACGGCAAGCUCUUUGUGGGCAGUGGCAGCAGUACAAACCCGGAAGGGCUGGUCAUGAACACAGAGAUCCUGGGAGCCACCACAGAGGUGCUCAUUGAAGAUUCAGACUCCACCGGACCCUAGUGGGCGGGGAGCAAUGCAGGUGCUGGGACAGUUUGGACUCUAUAUUUAAAAGGAAAAAAAAAAUGGAGAAACUUAUUGAAAGAGAGAAAAGUUAAACAAAACUUAAAUACUAGUAAAUAACCGAAAGGUCUGCUCCCCUCCAGCGUGGAUCACAGCACAUCCUCUUUUCUCCCAGCCACUUCUCUCUCUCCUCUCUCUCUCUUUCUCUCUCCCCCCUCUCUCUUUCCCUCCCCUUCCCCCCCCCCCAUGCCCCUUUGUAGAAAGGGGCACACGCUGCCAUUACCAGAGCAAGCUGGAUUGAGCAACGGAUUUCUCCAAGGGAGGGGAAACGGCCAAAAUCCUUCGCUCUGCCCCAAAGCAGAUGCCUUUCUGGCUCCUUGACGCAGCCCACUUGCAAACUAGGAAGCAUUUGUGCUCUGAACGAGUUUCUUAGCGCUCCCUCCUCCCUCUGUGGUCCCAGCUUCUAUGCAUCACUGCACUCUGGUCCUUGCAGUCUCACUCUUCCUCCUGGGGCUGGGAGUUUGGCUUGGCACUUUAGGUCCCUUCAGCAGGGUGAGUUGUAAAACAGCACAUGUCCCUCUGCACCGCACUCCUCUGCUCCGUCUCUGGCAGAAAGUCUAGGGAACGCCCUGGCUUGUAGAUCAUGUUUGCUCGGAGAGGCCUGGGGGCUACGGGAGUCCUGCGUGGGAGAGGCAAGGAGGAGCAUCCCAGUUUGACAACAGUAAUUUGCACUUUGAACGUGUUUCAUUUUUGUGUUGUGGUAACAAGAUUCCUUAUUUAUUGAUAAAAGGGUCGAUAUUUUUUAGUUAUGCUCUUGGGGGAGGGAGGAAGGUUUUGGGCUAUUUCCCAGUAGGCUCCUUUACACUAGUGAGUUGUAGGGAAUGAGUUGUGCCAUUGUAACAGCAGUGGGAAGAACCGAGGUGAAGAAAGCAUUCUGAAAUUGCAGCUUUUCCAGAGUAGAACAAGAGCCCUUGGAGAAGAGCCUAUUUGCAGUUUCUUUGCAACAGUGUUUUAACUGGGAGGAUGAGGUGAGUGAUGGAACAGCUGGCUCUUGCCUUGCUCCCUUGCGGGUCGCACUGAACUCCUUGCAUUAAAUGCCUCUUCUUUUUCUUUUGCCUCAUCCCUGCUCCCUAGCCUUGCAGGGAAGAACAUCAUUAGCCAGGAACUUGUUCUCUUGACUUAGGGCAGCUGUGAGCAGCUUACUGGUGCGGGAUGUCCUGCUCUUCAUCCAACUCUGCCUCCACUUUCUGGGUCUAGACAAAGACACAGAUGCAGAGGCUGGAUAUGGUUGUCUCAGACUUGUUUAUCCAAUGUAGAAACUGCUGGCUUCUCUUCCUGCUCUGGUUUGAUGGACAAGGGGUGUUGUGCAGCCCUGUUCUCCAGAGGCACAAGCACCUCUAUUUUCUAUGAAACAUGGUGGUUCAAAUAAUACCCACUGGUGUAGUUAGGACAGCUCUGCGCCCUUGGAAGUGUUUGUGUAGCAUAUGAUGUGUCUCUGGUAUUGAGGCUUGUAUCUUUUUGCUCUGUUACCUGAAACUUUAUGUAGAGACUCAGUGGCCUUGAAUUCUUAGCAUUUUUGGAAGAGGUGAAAAAUAACCUGGGUGGGUUUUUGUUUACCUUUGUUUGUUUGUUUGUUUUUGGUCAGGUUUAUGUGGUUGGGAAUAGAGCUGAAAUAUCUUCUCUAAGCACAAGAUCAGCUAAAUUGGUCUGUAACACAAAGCUGCUAGGCAAAAUCAGGUAUUUGGUGUUUGGAGAAUGGCAGCAAAAUAUGGAAUUUAAUUGGAAGCUGCCUUUUUUUUUUUUUUAAUGAAAAACUGACUCUAUCUCCCAUGCUACCUGAAAAUCCAACUGUGGCUCAAACCAGAUAGCUUUUAUUGGGUUGUUUCUCCCUCCCCCCCUUCCCCACACCCCUGUCCUCUCAUUGAAAUCUUUGUUAGAGCAAGUGGAAACACCUCUGGCAUUGGUUGGAGUGGUUCAUUGUACAAGCCUGCAACCCUGGUGUCUUACACUCGGGGAUGGGCAUCUCCCACUCUUGCACUGCAGGAGCAUUGUGCCUUGCUUGCGUGAGGGAGAUGCAUCCAGCUGGGAGCCCAUUUUGGAGAUGAGCAUGAGGGCUGCAGUGCACCCAAGCAUGAGUUUCUUGGGGCAAUGCAGUGUCAGGUCUGUGGCGGUAUGGCAUCAAACUGAAACCGCUUUCUUCAGCUGGGAAGAUCCAACCUCUUUCUUGGAUUGCAGGAGGCCAAAAUAUUGUGAUUUCCAACUAGAAGCUCUUGGGUGGCCAGCCAGCCCCUCCCCUCCCUCCCUUCCUUCCCAAACAGAAGCAUCCUGCAGCACAACAUGUUGUGUUCAAACACAGUUCUGACUGUUUUACCCCAGUGGCAUGGGGCUGCUGUCCGGGGAAGCUUGGGGCCAGCCAACCCAUUUUUGCGCAGCGAUGUUUCUCCUAGUUCGGAUCCCAGCUGCCAGGAGUAGAAAUGCUCUUGUGCUGCGGGUUGGCUGUGCUGUCACUGAGCCAGCUGCUGGUAGCUCUGCUGGAGCUGCCUUUCCUACCCUGCUGCUUCACCCGGUGGGAAGUGUGGAGCAGACAGAGCCUUGCACAGAACACUAAAAGGAGCGCUUAGGCUUUUGUUUUCUGAGGAUGGCACUAAAACGCUUUUGGGUCAAGAGCUUGCUCGCCUGUGGUGACGCAAUGCUUGGCACCCGGUUAGAGGCAGGGGAGGCCGCAACGUUCUGCGGCCGUCCCCAGCAGAGCAACGCCUUUGCUGUUGCUUGCGUUUGUGGGACAUAGGGCGAAGCAGCAGUUUUGCCUCCUGAUCCCUGCUGCUCCAUGCAUUUCUCCCCCCCCCCCCCAUAGCUUUCUUUUUUCUUUUUCUGGUCUCGGCCAGUUGCCUGUCUGUCCUCUAACUACAGCCUGCUAACCCCUAGUGCAGGAGAGACUGGUGUAACUGCCUGCUCCUCUUCCAAUCCCUAUGACUGACACAGCCCUCCUGCUGCUCCUUCUCUCAAUGUCUCUCCUUCACUCGCAUGCAGUUUGCUUCAAUAAAUUAUUGUAGUAGUUUGCAAUAAACCUUUUUUGUAUUUUU